AUGCGUCUCUUCACGAUCGUCACGACCGUUUUUGCUGUCUACGUUGCUGCUGCGGCUGCUGCAUCUGGCUCUCAGACUGGCAUCGUGAACAUAAUGGAAGCCCACCAAGGCGAGUGUGGCACUAACGGAAUUGCCGGCGGACACUGCGGAGAAGUAUUCGAUCAGCGCGACUGCACUGGCUCCCGUGUCAACCUCAUUCAGCCCGAUUGCUCCCAAGCUUGCAACAAGGUCACUGACAAACGUGUCGCUAGCCUCAGAGUCUCUGGCGACGGGAAUGCCGCUAGCACGGUGACUUGCUACAUGUACUCCGACGAGGGCUGCAAUGCCGAGGUUCGCAGGUCUAAUCCCGUAUCUCAGUCUUGGCAGAGACAAUGCUUGAACGUCGAGGGUCAGACUGUCAGGAGUUGGAAGUGUCUCAAGGGAUGUUGA
Colletotrichum spaethianum is the source of this 429-nucleotide messenger RNA. RefSeq lists its product as uncharacterized. The transcript has 2 exons. NCBI's taxonomy places the organism in Eukaryota, Fungi, Ascomycota, Sordariomycetes, Glomerellales, Glomerellaceae. The coding region runs from base 1 to 429 and encodes 142 amino acids. The record is from RefSeq and is a predicted model, not a curated record.